AUGACUGCCGUUGCCCCUGUGCCGGCGGGCACCUUUAUGUCCGGUACCAAGGUACAGGUGGGAAGCCACCGAGUCGUGGUAGAGAAAUAUCUUUCCGAAGGAGGAUUCGCCCAUGUCUACGUCGUUCGCCUUCCGAGGCCCGUCGAUGGGGUCGAGACCGCGGUUUUGAAACGGGUGGCCGUCCCGGACAAGGCAUCGUUGGCCAACAUGAGGACGGAGGUGGAAACAAUGAAGAGGCUGAAGGGCCACAAACACAUCGUCACAUACAUCGAUUCACACGCCUCACAGCUCAAAGGAGGAGGAUACGAGGUCUUCUUGCUCAUGGAGCACUGUGCUGGUGGCGGCCUGAUCGACUUCAUGAACACCAGGCUACAGAAUCGGUUGACAGAACCUGAGAUUUUGAAGAUAUUCGGUGAUGUCACCGAGGGUGUCGCCUGUAUGCAUUACCUGAAGCCUCCACUGCUGCACAGGGACCUCAAAGUUGAAAAUAUCCUGAUCUCCGGGAACGGUCCGGCCCGCUGCUACAAGCUCUGUGAUUUCGGCUCUGCUGCUCCCCCAAGACCUGCAGCUACCUCCGCAGCCGAGGGUAGGCUGAUCGAGGACGAUGUGCAGAGGCACACUACUCUGCAGUAUCGAAGCCCGGAAAUGAUAGACGUUUAUCGAAAACAGCCCAUCGACGAGAAGAGCGACAUCUGGGCUCUCGGUAUCCUAUUGUACAAGCUAUGCUACUAUACCACCCCUUUCGACGAGGCCGGCCAGAUGGCUAUUUUGAACGCAAAGUUCAAGUAUCCAGCCUACCCUCCUUUUUCAGACAGAUUAAAACUCUUGAUAGCCACCAUGCUCAAAGAACAUCCAAAAGAACGGCCAAACAUCUACCAGAUUUACUCCAGCCGUUCCCAAUCCGAAUCUAGACGAAAUCAACAACUACCCUCUUCCCCUCCAGUAGAAGCACCAAAAGUCGGAGCUACAUUCACUCCUCCCAUUCAGGAAACCAAGAUUAUCCCAGAUAUUGCGCCGAUGAGGAGAGGUCGGCCGACAAAGCCUAGCGACCAGAAUGUUGCCUCUAAGCCCAGCUCAUCCCCCCUCAGAACUUCUGGCGACCCAUUUGCGGCGCUUGAUGGCACUAAGCGGAAUUCCAACUCCGAUGAGCUGUCCGCGCGAUUCCCGACCCUAGAUCAGUUCUCCCUUCUCCAUGAAAAGGGUGGAACUUUCAACUUCGAAUCCACGGCUGCAGAGGCCCCUCCUAACCCGGAUGAACUAUCCAAGAGAGUCACAAACGCCCUUGCUGACGAGGCGUUUUCGAAGCCCAUAACAUCUCCACAACCCAGUCCGACGCUUGGAGGAGCUCAUACGACAAACCGAGGAGAUCCGUUACCGGAUAAAAAGACAGUUCCAUCACCAUACCUAAGAGCGGAACCCCCUCGACAACAAGUCCCUAUACAGCAGCCAAUACCUCAAAAACCAAUCAUGGUAUCUACUGGGACCAUGACCUCUCCAUCACCUGUUAGUCAAUGCCCAGAGAGUCCUUCGUUCUCCCAACGACCAGUGGGGAGUCAGAGUAUAAAGAGUGGAAACAGGUCUAUAAAGAAGCAACAAUUUGACUCCAAACCAAUUCAACCUGAAGAGCUUCCUAGGUCACCAGCAUCCUCACGGCCAUCUUUGGAAGGGACGCGGCCCACGGCUUCUGAUCUUACCGACCCGCUAACUCGUUCAAAAUCUGCGAACUCGAAAUCUCGGCCUUCUGCUGCAUAUGCGGGAUCGAGAUUAGACUACCUUAGAGAUAGAGGGCGGGAACGCUCGUCUGAGGAAGAAGAAACAUUCUUACGUCCAUCUCUCACAGAUCAAGACCGCGACUAUAGCCAGCCGUCCAACAUGUCCGACGUCGAUUUCUUACGAGCCAAAGAGGAAGAGGAAAUGAGCCGGAAACGUGAAAAGCGGCUAAGUGGUGGUGCUAAACAUACAAAACGAGGUAGCCUGUCUUCACUAUCAUUGUCAGGAACCAAGACCCUCCUUGCAGGGCGCUUCGGGGAUGCAUUCCGCCGCUUUGAAAAUAACGCCCCUCAGGACAGAAACCAGUCUCCAUCACCCGAAAAUGACACUCAACAUCUUACCCCCAUUACCGGCUCUGAAUUAACAGAUAUGAGCGAUGAUGGCCGUGCGUAUGACGGUGUCGAUGCUGACGACAUAUCUGCCGAAAUGCGCCGGGAAAUGGAACGACGUCGUUUGUCCAUGGAGGAAAGGAGAGUUGCAGAGGCUGCUGCCCAGUAUCGCUCACAAUUAAAUGAGCGAGAAGACGGAAGCUCCUCAAGACCAGCAGGAUUGGGGAUAGGAGGCAGUGGUCGAGCAGCUGCCAUUGAAAACAAGGUACAAUCUCUAUUAAAGGAAACGGAGAAGGCACCACCUGUCAAAACAGCUUCAGGAUAUGGGAGAUAUACGGACUCGGUACCUGCAACGCAGACGAAACGAUUUGAAACUUCACUGCCAGAAAGACCAACGUCUACGCAGUGGUUCCCACCAGCCUCUGGACCUUCACAUACACCCGAUUUCUGUCCUCAGCCAUCCUCAAAGGAUAGCGAUUUUCCAUCUUCUGGCCUAAAAUAUAAUACGGGCCAGCACCAGGCUUCUUCUGCUGCCGCACGCCCAGCCCAACGCCCCGUAGCACCCCCAAAGCCUAAGAGUUUACGAACUAAUGUCCAAACUGCCAAUCAAACCGGUAACACCGACUACAGUCACUCCCAACAUCCACGUCCUACCAGGCAAGCGAAUGCUACACCAGGAAACCCCGCGGAAGACUGGGAGCAAAACUUCAGCCGCCGAUACCCCAGCCUCUCCGGGCUUGAACUAGUCGAGACAGAAAUCGAUAUCCCAAAAACUUCAUUAGGCCGUACCACAGCUACGACUACGAGCAAGGGACUCUGA
Microsporum canis CBS 113480 is the source of this 2919-nucleotide messenger RNA. RefSeq names its product serine/threonine-protein kinase ppk30. NCBI's taxonomy places the organism in Eukaryota, Fungi, Ascomycota, Eurotiomycetes, Onygenales, Arthrodermataceae. The transcript has 4 exons. Gene Ontology annotation, molecular function: protein serine/threonine kinase activity; ATP binding. Gene Ontology annotation, biological process: actin cortical patch assembly; protein autophosphorylation; peptidyl-threonine phosphorylation. The coding region runs from base 1 to 2919 and encodes 972 amino acids. Gene Ontology annotation, cellular component: cytoplasm. The record is from RefSeq and is a predicted model, not a curated record.